AUGGUGUUCCUGAGAUGGACUGUUCUGCUCCCAGCGCUUAUUUUCCUUCCUGGACCUUCCUCUGCAUUUUUUGGCUGGUUUAGUCGCAAGUUGUCAAGUCGUUCAUCUAGCGUCAAUACUGAGCCCACCCAAGCUCUGGAUCCCAAGUCCCUUCCCAGUGCCCAGUUUGAGAUGACGACAACUGAUGAGAAGUUCCUGGCAGAAGCAAAGCAGUUUGAGCUUUCCCCGCUAGACAGCUGCCAUUAUAAGGUUGUGAACCAGCUUAGAGCUUCUUGUACAGAGAUGUCCGAGGAGGAGAUAGCAAAGCUUGGGGUUUCCCUGUUCAACUGCCAGGCAGAGGUGGAGAAGCGCAAGACCUUUCCUUGUACUGAAGACAUGACGCUAGCAGAAUGUACAAGCUCCAUGGACCCAGAUACCUGGAACGCUUAUCAUAUAGUCAGUAACCGAGCACGCUCAGUGUGCUACGCAACACGCCAGCUUCACUUCAGGCGGAGCACUGAACUCACGGUCAACACACUGGUUUCAACUGCCAUGAGUCAACUGGAAGCCAUGCAGCUGCUUAAGGAUGGACAAGAGGAGCUUAAGGAGCUGACCUCAGAGUCCCUGCAGAAGGUCGUGAGCAGCCAAAAUGAGCUCCUAAACCAGCAGGAGCAACUACAGAACAACCAGGAGAAGAUGGAGACCUCAAUCAGUGGCAACUUAGAGAAGCUGGCAGAGGAAAAGGCCCUGAUUGCCAGCGGUCAUCAGCUAGUGGCCCAGCUCAUUGAAGGAAUCACACAGAAGAUGGAGAAUGUGAGCAGUCAGCUGGUGGAGCAGGACACUGAACUACAAAAGGGGCAUAAGGCCAUACUGGCUGACCUUUCUGAGGUCCGGAGCAGAUCUCAUGAAGUCUACUCUAAAAUAGAAUCCAACAUGGCUUUCUUCCUAUCGUACCAGAACCAAACUGCUCAGUACUACGAUGAGCUGAUGGUGAAGCUUCAGAGGAUGAACCACAGUCUGGGUAUGGUGCUGUACGCCAUGGACCAUAUGCACCGCAGUGUGGAGCAGCGGCUGGGUUAUAUCCAGGGGUUCAUAGACUGGGCAGGUGUGAACAUAAAUGCCAUUCACACGUGUGUUCUGCACGGCAGCUAUUUCCUGCUUCUCGCACUGCUUAUGACCUUUCUACAGACCCCUGGCUUGUCUCGUGCUGUGCUCCUCAUUUUGGUCUUGGUUAAUGGUGCCUCUGAGCUCAACCACCACAUAUCCCUGGGGUUUAGGGCCCUCACUGUGUUCCUGGUGUGUACGAUCAUUGCUAACUGGAUGCUGCUGAAUUUUAUCCGGUGCCUAGUGAAGAUCCGAAACAAGAAAAGCCUCACAGCUCUGCCCCCCGCUCGUCCUGCGCCAGCCCCCGUGUGCGAUAAAGCGAGUGAUGACUACAGCGUCUGCACCCCUGAGAGGGCCAGUGAGAUGUUGCUGCUGGAGGAAGAGCUGAAAAAGCUGGAGGAGAGCAGUUACUUACAAGAUGAUUCUGGUCUACAGAAUCUGUCUUUUAAAGAGGAUUCAAUUGUAGCUCCUAUUCAUCAUAUCAGGAGAAGUUUGCUGAAGACUCCCAGCCACUCAACCCCUGCAAUGAAGCUGCGGCGAUUAAGUAUAACCAACUCUCUGCGAGGUCACGAGACUCCGAUAAAGCAGGUGGACCUAGAUGAAGUUCCAAAGCGUCAUUUGGGGGCAGCAUUUGAUGCUCUGAAUGAUUUAAAGAGCUAUAGUCCUAACUCCUCCUUCUCCAGCAAUGUGUCUCUUGACUCAAGUUCUCCUCGACAGUUCUGCCAAGCAAUCACGAAAGCAGGUCAGCCGUGCCGGAACAAAGCCUGCAGAGGGGAGGAGUUCUGCAGAGUACACGCCUCGGGACAGGUGUCCUACACAGCAGCUUGA
This is a messenger RNA of Bombina bombina (fire-bellied toad), 1911 nucleotides long. RefSeq names its product protein brambleberry-like. Bases 1 to 1911 code for a protein of 636 amino acids. Lineage: Eukaryota; Metazoa; Chordata; Amphibia; Anura; Bombinatoridae. The transcript is spliced from 12 exons. The record is from RefSeq and is a predicted model, not a curated record.